Carcharodon carcharias (great white shark) is the source of this 3001-nucleotide messenger RNA. It is a transcript of the gene tlr22, whose product is annotated as toll-like receptor 22. The record is from RefSeq and is a predicted model, not a curated record. Gene Ontology annotation, molecular function: protein binding; lipopolysaccharide immune receptor activity; transmembrane signaling receptor activity. Gene Ontology annotation, biological process: defense response to Gram-negative bacterium; inflammatory response; immune response. Lineage: Eukaryota; Metazoa; Chordata; Chondrichthyes; Lamniformes; Lamnidae. The coding region runs from base 3 to 2873 and encodes 956 amino acids. Gene Ontology annotation, cellular component: membrane. The transcript has a single exon.
UUAUGCACUGUAGCCAAUUGAACCGAAAGUAUUCACAGAUCGCCGUCUUAACCAUGCAUUUUACUGAAGUUUUAUUAGUUUUAGUUUCCUUUCAUCUUGAUUUAGAACUUCAAGUUAUGAGUUUCUCGCUGCAUGAUUGCCAAGUACAUGGCUCCUUACUUGUUAGCACAAAUUUGAAAGUAUUAUGUUACAAGAUGAACUUGGACAUGGUCCCACGGUACCUUCCAACCAGUACAAAAAACCUGGAUUUGUCCGAAAACAGAAUGGCGAGUCUGCAGAAAUCCAGCUUCGAUCACUUGCCGCAACUGCAAGUAUUGAACAUUUCAAAAAACAGCAUUAGUGAUAUUGCGGAGGAGACCUUCGGGAGCGUAAAGAAUCUAUCUUUCCUGAAUCUUGGUUACAAUAGGCUAACCGCAUUAACCAAAAGCAUGCUGAGUGGCUUGGGGAAUCUCACAACAUUGUUAUUGAACAACAACAUUAUUCAAACUAUCGAACCUGAUGCCUUUGUCAGCUUGAUAAAUGUGAAAACCAUCAAUUUAAACUCUAACAUGUUAAAUCGUUUGGAGGAAGUGAGUUGUGUAUUUAACGCCGUUGCUGCAGAAAAAUUGCAGAUAGGAGACAAUGGUUUGGUUAAUUUCUCGACCCAGAGUAUCUCUUUUGUGUCGAAAACGCUAAUGGAAUUGGACAUAUCGAAGAAUCCUUUCGCAGUCUGCAAUAUAACAACUGGUGUUCUGGGCAAUCUCCUUUCUCUGGAUCUCUCAUUUGCCGGAGGCAAUCAAUCGGUCGUGUUGCACGUUGAAGAUGGAUCUUAUUUAAAAGGGAUGAAGAAAUUAGCUUUAGGAGGAAUUCAUAUGCCACCAUCAGAGAUACGGGCGCUCCUUGUAAGCAUAAGAAAUGUGUCACUGGAGGAUAUUCAAUUAAACAAUUUGCAAUUGCAGGCGACAAAUCUCCUCCUGUUGGAAAUCUGCAUUUUACACCAACAUUUAAGUGUUUUAAAUCUGACCGGAAAUAGUCUCAACCCCUUGAAUGGCGAUGUCUUUAGUGCAUGUGUACGCUUAGAGGACUUAGAUUUAUCAAAAAAUAAAUUAAGAGAUAUCUCAAGCUCUUUAUUCAACAAUUCAGUUGCUUUAAGACUAUUGUCCCUAGCUAACAACGAACUUACCGUGAUUCCUAAAGCCAUUUUGGGCACCUGCAAUUUGGAAAGCCUGGAUCUCAGUUUCAAUCAAAUUGACCGUAUUGAUUCUCACGAUUUCACUACCCUUGAUAAACUCAAACAGCUGUUUCUUGUCGGAAAUAAAAUCACUCAAGUUGCAUCAUCUUCAUUUUCUGGGCUUCUUCAAUUAACUGAACUACAGUUGGGCAAUAAUUAUCUGCUAGAAAUAGCCAACUUCUCAUCCAGUCUGAAGAGGCUGAAAAUUCUUAAUCUUAAUUGCAACAAACUGAAUGUUAUUAAGCAGCACACAUUCAGCCAUUUGCAGAAUUUGCGUCAUCUCAAUUUGAUUGAUAAUCAGUUAUCCAAUCUGCAUAACGAAAGCUUUGAUGGGCUUUCAAAUCUAGAACAAUUGCUAUUGGGAUCCAACAGACUAACGGUUGACAUUCUAAGAGGUCAUGUAUUUUCACCAGUUAAGUCCUUGGAGGUACUUCAACUAUUUGACAACUUUCUCACCUAUCCGUCUUCAAAGAAGCUAGACAGAGCACCGUUUACUUCGCUGAAGUCCUUGCACUACCUUGCGAUAAAUAGCCAGGGUCAUAAUGGUCUCCAGCAUUUCCCUUUAAAUUUCCUAGAAGGACUACAUUCUUUGAAGGAGCUCCAUGCAGGAAAUAUUGUCAUUAAUUAUCUUGAUUCCGAUACUUUUUACUAUGCGCCAAACAUUUCUUUCCUGGACUUGAGCAGCAAUGUUUUCCAAUCCAUUAGUCCUAGUCUGCUUCUGCAAUUACCUGCCUUAACUGAACUUCAUCUCAAUAAAGUCGGGUUGCAGAAUCUAGACUUCCUGAAAUAUGUAAGGCUGAUCAAUUUGAAACUCAUAAGGGCUACGGGUAAUCAAAUUGGUCUUGUAAACCAAGCACAGAUCGAAGCAGUACCAUCACUCACAUUUUUGGACCUUAGGGACAACCCUUUUAUGUGUGCGUGUAAUAAUUCUUGGUUUCAAAAGUGGUCCCUUUCAGGCAAUAAAACUCAAGUGAUAUACUUCGAUCGGUUCACAUGUACUUACCCACCUAAUCUUAAAGGGACGAAACUGAUUAAUUUUAAUUCAAAUUCUUGUGUUGUCCAUUUUGAGUUUCUGUUCUACAUUUCAUCAUCUACAGUCAUAAUACUGACAAUAAUAGUAAGUUUUACCUAUCAUUUUUGGAGAUGGCAUGUUGUAUAUGCAUAUUACCUCCUCUUAGCAUUCAUUUAUGAUAAUAAUCGUAAGACAGGACGAAACAAACGCUACAAGUAUGAUGCCUUUAUUUCUUAUAACGCGCAUGAUGAGCACUGGGUACUAAACCAGCUGUUGCCCAAUCUGGAAGGCAACAAUGAAUGGACAUUAUGUCUCCACCACCGAGAUUUCGAACCUGGGAGACCGAUCAUUGAUAAUAUUGUGGACAACAUUUAUCAGAGCAGGAAAACAAUCUGUGUAAUCAGUCGCCACUUUUUGGAAAGUGAAUGGUGUUCCGCAGAAAUUCAGGUGGCGAGUUUUCGGCUUUUUGAUGAACGGAAAGAUGUACUGAUUUUGGUGUUUCUAGAGGACAUACCGUCCCAUCAACUUUCCCCAUAUCACAGAAUAAGGAAACUGGUGAAAAAGACAACGUAUUUGCAAUGGCCUCAACAUCAAGAGGAGACAUCUUUGUUUUGGCAUAAACUUCGUAUAGCAUUGAAAACUGCCAAAUAAAAUGAAAGCCGCUUUCUUUCUGGGAUUGACUCAGAUCGCCAGUGUUAGUCACCACUAAACAUUUACUCUCUGCAUUGUUUAAUACGGGAACAAAAAAGAUUAUAGAAUAAAAUACAAAUGCUAUCAAA